CCCCCUCCCUCCUCCUGCCCCCUCCCUCCUCCCUCGGUGCCGGCUCGGUCUCGCCUCGGCCUCCCGUUCCCUCCUCCCCCUGCCCCGACUCGUCCCCGGCGCGACGGCCCUAUGGCGUACAGUCAGGGUGGCGGCAAGAAGAAAGUCUGCUACUACUACGACGGUGAUAUUGGAAACUAUUACUAUGGACAAGGGCAUCCAAUGAAACCUCAUAGGAUCCGAAUGACACACAACUUGCUCCUAAAUUAUGGCUUGUACAGAAAAAUGGAAAUUUACCGACCCCACAAAGCUACUGCUGAGGAAAUGACCAAGUACCAUAGUGAUGAAUACAUCAAAUUUCUCAGAUCAAUAAGGCCUGACAAUAUGUCUGAGUACAGCAAGCAGAUGCAAAGAUUUAAUGUUGGAGAAGAUUGUCCUGUAUUUGAUGGCCUGUUUGAGUUUUGUCAGCUAUCAACUGGAGGUUCUGUUGCUGGGGCGGUAAAACUGAACAGACAGCAGACAGACAUGGCUGUUAAUUGGGCUGGAGGACUUCACCAUGCUAAGAAGUCAGAGGCAUCUGGUUUUUGUUACGUCAAUGAUAUUGUGCUUGCCAUCCUUGAAUUACUGAAGUAUCACCAAAGAGUGUUGUAUAUUGAUAUUGAUAUCCAUCAUGGUGAUGGUGUUGAAGAAGCAUUUUAUACCACAGAUCGUGUCAUGACAGUAUCAUUCCAUAAGUAUGGUGAAUAUUUUCCAGGCACAGGGGACCUUAGGGACAUUGGUGCUGGGAAAGGCAAAUACUAUGCUGUCAACUUUCCAAUGAGGGAUGGUAUAGAUGAUGAAUCAUAUGGACAGAUAUUCAAACCAAUUAUAUCAAAAGUAAUGGAGAUGUACCAGCCCAGUGCUGUAGUAUUACAGUGUGGAGCAGAUUCAUUGUCUGGUGAUAGGUUGGGAUGCUUUAAUCUUACUGUUAAAGGUCAUGCAAAAUGUGUGGAAGUUGUAAAGACUUUCAACUUGCCAUUGCUGAUGUUAGGAGGAGGUGGAUAUACUAUUCGCAACGUUGCUCGAUGCUGGACAUAUGAAACUGCUGUUGCCUUAGAUUGUGAAAUUCCUAAUGAAUUACCAUACAAUGAUUACUUUGAGUAUUUUGGACCAGACUUCAAGCUCCAUAUUAGUCCAUCAAAUAUGACUAAUCAGAAUACACCAGAAUAUAUGGAAAAGAUCAAGCAACGCUUAUUUGAAAACUUGCGCAUGUUACCUCAUGCACCUGGUGUACAGAUGCAGGCCAUUCCUGAAGAUGCUGUUCAUGAAGAUAGUGGAGAUGAGGAUGGAGAAGAUCCAGACAAACGCAUUUCAAUUCGAGCAUCUGAUAAGCGCAUUGCCUGUGAUGAAGAGUUUUCGGACUCUGAAGAUGAAGGGGAAGGCGGACGGCGAAAUGUUGCAGAUCACAAGAAAGGAGCAAAGAAAGCUAGGAUAGAGGAAGACAAAAAAGAGACAGAGGACAAAAAAGCAGAUGUUAAGGAGGAGGAUAAAUCUAAGGACAACAGUGGUGAAAAGGCAGACACCAAAGGAGCAAAAUCAGAACAGCUCAGCAAUCCUUGAACAAAAGAUAGCCUCACAUCAAUUGCAGAACAUAAUGCUAGAGUUGGGGAAUACCUAAAGGAAGAAGUUUUCAUAUUGAGAAAGACUGCUGAUUUCAUUUUUGUACUAUUUGGCAUGGACUGUAUUUAUUUUCAAACGGCUUUGUUCUGGUUUUUGGCAAGUUGUAUUGUGAGUUUUCUAAUUAUGAGGCAGAAAUUCCUUUCUUCACCAUGCUUUAUGUAAUAGUAUUUAAAAUGGAUGUGAGUUAUGUUAAAUGUCUAAACUGAUCUAUUAAAGUAAUUUGCCUUUCCUGAGCUGAUUUUACCUUUUUUGUAAUUUUAUCUUUAUUAAAAAAAAAAAAAAAGUACUUGGUUGUCUUCUGUCCAUCAUUGAACUAAAAAGGCAAAGCUCCGUGUAAGUUGAACAGACUUACAUUUAUCUGUGAGUAGCUGAUAGAUUUAGAUAGACAGCUGGUGAAUAUUCAAGUUGAACUGUGCUGCUUCAUGUACUUCAAUGGCUGCUGCCAAGAGUGAUGACAAAUAUAAUGAAUACAUGAGAUUUGAACAAGUUGAAUAAAUGGGGGAAGAGGUAUUUGAGUGGUAUGGCUAUACAAACUUGCAUUUUGGUACAGAAUUUUAAAACUCAACAGCAAAAUGCCUUGUGUCCAAGAAUCUUUCCCACCAUCAGUAUCUACUCCCCAAACUGGUUCAAUUGCUGUAAAUUAAAUUUCUAUAAGGUCAUCUUUCAAAAUAUACAAAAUAAGAAGUAAAGGUUUGGCUGUAAAUAAUAAUCUGUCCUGAUUUAUUUUUUUUUUAAUAGCUGUAAGCAUUGUAAAAUGUUGUCCCUGUUUUAAAAACAAAAAUGUUUACUUUUUUCUUUGUUGAUUGCUUAGUUCAUUCUGUUGUCUGAACUGAAACACAGAAAUCUGAGCAUACUUGUUCCUUUUUUUUUCCUCCUCUCAAUCUUUGUUUUCAGGCUUACAGAGCAUUGAAUGCUGAAGUUUUCAGGAUUGCUGUUAAUUUCAAGUAGUUUGUGAAUUAACUGCUGAUCCUGUUGGUAAUUGAAGUUAACUAUGUGUUAAUUAGUGGACUGAAAUACAAUGUUUAAGGAGAGAAGAUACUUUUUAUUUGUACCAAAGAGGUAAAAUGCUGUUUCUUUGUUUUCUUUGAGGAAAAACACAAGGGCCAAGACUGUGGCUGUGGGUAUGUUUGUGAGCAUCUGUGGUCUCCUUUGUGCAUCUAAUGCCUGCUAGCUCUCUAGGGCAAAGGAUAAAAGUUAGAUUUGAGGGACUAUAGGAAGGUCAUGAGUUUGUACCAAAGAGGUGAGAAGUGAUAAAUGAUGCCAUAAGCAUGCCUCUAAGUGCCCUCUGAUAUUUGCAAGGAGUUCAGCACUCUAAAUUCUGUUAGAGAAGUUUUCACAGGGCUGAAAGUGACAAAUAUAUUUGUAUUAUAUAUAUAUAUAUAUAUAUAUAUAUGUCUUAAGGUGGUGGUUUUGUUUAUUUUUUUUAAGUUGAUAUAAACUUUUUUUUGUAUCUGUUAGAGAGAGGGUGUUAGUCCAAGUGACCUGUAGUCUCUGCCAUUGUUACAAGUAUAACAAAAAACUAUUUCUCAGAUAAUGGUGUUGAAAAGGCCAAAUUUCUAACUUUGGAUCACUUCAACACAAAACAAUGAAAUCUAAUGAUGUUAUGAAUGAAACCCAAGAAUACUUGUGAUUGCAACCCCCAAGUAACUCAAAAUUU
Molecule: messenger RNA, 3295 nt
Organism: Tympanuchus pallidicinctus (lesser prairie-chicken)
Lineage: Eukaryota; Metazoa; Chordata; Aves; Galliformes; Phasianidae
Gene: HDAC2
Product: histone deacetylase 2
Exons: 14
Coding region: 112-1578 (488 amino acids)
Molecular function (GO): histone deacetylase activity
Source: RefSeq, a predicted model, not a curated record